Cyclospora cayetanensis is the source of this 978-nucleotide messenger RNA. Its product is annotated as 26S proteasome non-ATPase regulatory subunit 7 homolog A. Gene Ontology annotation, molecular function: protein binding; metallopeptidase activity. The coding region runs from base 1 to 978 and encodes 325 amino acids. Gene Ontology annotation, biological process: proteasome-mediated ubiquitin-dependent protein catabolic process. The transcript is spliced from 10 exons. Gene Ontology annotation, cellular component: proteasome regulatory particle; proteasome complex. Lineage: Eukaryota; Apicomplexa; Conoidasida; Eucoccidiorida; Eimeriidae. The record is from RefSeq and is a predicted model, not a curated record.
AUGGCUGGAAACGAUGCCGUGGACUGCCUCUCUAGUUACUCCGCUGUGGCCGGGUUACUCACCAAGAAAGUGGUGGUAGUACACCCGAUUGUGCUGCUUUCUGUGGUCGAUCACUACAACAGGGUUGCAAAAGGUACAAGCAGGCGGGUUGUCGGUUGCAUUUUGGGCGAGGCUGUCGGAGAUGAAUGGCAUGCGACAAACUCCUUCGCCGUGCCGUUCGAAGAAGAUCCCAAAGAUCCAGCCGUUUGGUUCCUAGACAGCGACUAUCUCGAGCAACUCUUCAUUAUGUUCAAGAAGGUAAACACAAUGGAGAGGAUUUUAGGGUGGUACAGCACUGGCACAGCCGCAAAGCCUCAAGAUCUCGACAUCCAUGAAAUCUUUAGGAAACAUUGCCCUAAUCCGUUCUACAUGCUGGUAGACGUCGAGCCGAAGGAUAUGGUGGUGCCUGCCAAGGCGUACUGCACGAUCGAAGAGCCAACAAAUUCUAAAGCCUUUCGGAAAUCCUUUGUUUAUGUUCCCUGCACUAUUGGGGCAUACGAAGCUGAAGAAGUCGGAGUGGAGCAUCUUCUAAGAGACACGAAGAACGCUUCCACGUCCACUUUGGCCACUAAGGUGGGCGAUCAGCUAGAGACACUCAAGAUGCUCGGACGACGCCUUCGCGAGAUCUCAGCCUAUCUCGAGGACGUGGCUAGCAACAAGCUGAAGCCUAAUCCGACUAUCAUCUACACGAUCCAAGAGAUAUUUAAUCUGCUUCCCGACAGCUCCUGCCCGGAGCUUCAGAAGGCAUUCGCAACGCAAACCAACGAUAGCAUGAUGACGCUUUAUCUAGCGAGUGUGGUGCGCUCCGUGCUGGCACUGCACAAUUUGAUCGACAACAAAAUCCAGAACAAGAGAGAGGCGGAGCGGAAGGAGAAGGAGUCGACGAUGGCUGAAGAAGAAAAGCAAAAAAAAGCUGCUGACGCAGACAAUCACUCGUAA